Messenger RNA from Danio aesculapii, 1108 nucleotides. RefSeq lists its product as uncharacterized. Bases 47 to 1108 code for a protein of 353 amino acids. The transcript is spliced from 6 exons. Lineage: Eukaryota; Metazoa; Chordata; Actinopteri; Cypriniformes; Danionidae. The record is from RefSeq and is a predicted model, not a curated record.
UGUGUGCGUGUUCUGCAGACCCGCGGGAGCAGCUGAAGCAGUGGAGAUGGAUGCGUGCGGCGCUCAGGACUCCUCCUCCUCCUCUUCCUCCUCCUCCUCCUUCGGUCUGCGUGUGUGUGUUCAGGGUGUGUGUGGGGGGCCGGUGCUGCUGCUGACCCCUGAGGGCCCCAGGGCCCCGUGUGCUCCAGAUUACCCUCAUGUGUUCCUGUCGGAGCCGCGGCGGCCGGAGCCCGUGUCCAGCAUGAGCGGCAGCGCCUCCAGUGCCCGGGCCCCUUACAGCUCUCUGAGGACCUCCAGGACCCCGCCGCUCCUGAACCACCAGCGGGACCCGGGGAUCCUGCUCCCGUUAGACCCCUGUGGCCCCGGCUGGUCCAGCACCCCUUCCUCUCCGCUGAUGGUGAAGAGGGCCCAGAUCCUACUGCCCGGGGCCCCACACCCUGACCUGAGGGUGGAGAACCUGCCCUUCCGGCCCUCACACAUCAUCUGCAGACCUGCAGCCGGAGGGCCCCAGCGCAGGGCCCGGAGCCUGGAGCCCAGAGCAGCAGAGGUCACAGGGGUCAGACCCGCACCACUGAGGUCAGAGGUCAAGGAGGAGGUCACAGGGGUCAGACCCACAACACUGAGGUCAGAGGUCAAGGACGAGGUCACAGGGGUCAGACGUGCAUCAUUGAAGUCAGAGGUCAAGGACGAGGUCACAGGGGUCAGACCCACAACACUGAGGUCAGAGGUCAAGGGGGAGGAGCAGUCUGACCCUGCCAGAGACACUCAGGCCACUCCAGAUCUCCUGCAGGGACAGGUCUCAGGUCAGCUGGAUGAGGACUCUGCUGAACCGCUGAUCCGCCUCCUCAGGGCCGGGUCCAGUGAGAGUGAGGCUGUGAUCAGGCGGCGGGUGGAGCUGCUGAUGGAGCAGAUGGACAUGGUGAAGCUCAGCACGCUGGAGGAGUGUGCAGGCCCUCUGGUGCAGCUGAAGGCUCUACAGGACAGCAGGGCGGCGCUGGAGGUUCAGGUGCUCCACUUACAGCAGCAGCUGGAGGCAGAGGUGAAGUCUCCGCCUGUGUCUGUAGCUCUGCUGUUAAAGCGCAUCUAUACUCCGCAGAUCAGCGAUUGA